UUCCUUUCGAUAGGAAACUCGUACUGACGUAAAGGAACCAGAGCAGGCAGAUCCCCGUGUUAAUUAAGAGCGUUAAUGUCACUGUUUUAGUGAAUCUAUGCGGCCUGUCUCAUUCUAUUCGCACUAAAUUACCCAGGUUUGGUGACUACAGGGCGGACAGGAAGAAACAGCCACCGAGAGGGACAUACGAGAGGAAAAUAAGCAGUGUUUGGCAUGGCUGAUCUGCUGAGGCUGCUGCUGCGGGUGGCUGAGAAAGCGGCUAACGUGGCUCGGGUCUGCAGGCAGGAGGCUCCGCUCUUUCAGCUCCUCGUACAAGAGAAGACCGGAGAUGACAAGAACAAGAAGUUCGUCCAGGACUUCAAGACUCUCGCUGAUGUGGUGAUCCAGGAGAUGAUCCGACAUGAUGUUGGUGCUCAGUUCCCUGAAAUGGCUGGCUUCAUUCAUGGAGAGGAGUCCAACAAGUUUGAAAAUGGGCUUGGAGAGAGUGUGACCGUCACAGUGUGCGGUACAGAAGAGGAGACCGCAGCGCUGCUGGCCACGGUGCUGGAUGGAGACCACACGGCGGCGUCUCUGCUGGCUCGAGCCAUCCACCAAAACCCGGCGAACAUCGACAGCAGCACUGACGGUCUGACGGUGCCCCUCAGCCCCUCUGAGCUCGGCAUCUGGAUCGACCCCAUAGAUGCCACCAGCCAGUACAUAGAGGGCAGAGAGGAGGUGCUGGAGAAGGGUCACCUGUCUCCUUCGGGUCUGCACUGCGCUUUGGUUCUGAUCGGGGUUUACCUCCGGAGCACAGGCGAGCCUGUCAUGGGCGUCAUCAACCAACCAUUCAACUACAAAGAUCCCUCGGGUGGAGGCUGGAGAGGGAAGCACUUCUGGGGUGUGUCCUGUGGCGACAUCAACGUCUGCUCGCUGUCCCGGCCCAAAGGUAACUCUGAAAACGGGCGAGGUCUCUCUGUGGUGCUAAGCUCCAGUGAGAAGCAGGUAGUAAAGGAAUCCCUGACCUCACUGUGCAGCCCCGAGCAGCUGGUCUACGCCUCUGGAGCCGGCUACAAGAUCCUGUGCGUCAUUCAGGGCCUUGCUGACGUCUACGUCCUCUCAGAGGGCAGCACCUUUAAGUGGGACUCGUGCGCCCCUCAUGCCCUGCUGCGAGCCCUCGGAGGAGGAGUGGUGGAUCUGACUAAGAGUCUACAGUCCAGCUCUGGAUCGCAGGAUCACCAGACAGAACUGACCUAUCACCAGCCUUACGCUGAGUGUAAAGGAGCCGACCGCUGGGCUAACCAUGGCGGCCUGGUGGCUUAUCGAGACUGUUCUCAGCUCCGCAGCAUCGUCGCGGCCCUGAAAGGCAAGCUGUAGUUGAAAACACAGUGGAUGUAGUCAGCAUACACUGAUGCAGUUAUUGUUGCGUAUAUGAUCAUAUUCAUUUUUUUCUAUAUCAGAGGAAAGAAAGUUGGCAUUGAAGGAUGAAAUAUUUUAAUUAUAAUGAAUACUGUAUUAUUUUUAACCAGAUAUAUAUGCAAGUGUAUAUUUUACAAGGUAAACUUCAGGUCUGGGCCAAAAAAUAUUUGCAAAUAUUGUUUAGUUUUUAGUCUUGAGGUUCAGGGGGAAAACAUUUAGCAAAACCUGAGUGAAUCUAAUUUAUUUGAGAACAAUAAGCAAACAAGAGCGCUCUGAUGCUGGGAAGGCUAUCAAGCUUCAGGUUAGAAAGAUUUGUUCAGAAAGCAAAAUGAAGUGUAAUGUAUGGGAACUUAACACUAACAGGUGAUGCUCAUGAAUCAAACGUCCGUGAAAUCCAAAAUAUGAAAAAGCCAAUUUUAUUCCUGGGUUCAUUGUCAAUAUACUGUACCAACUGAGCCAUGCAGGAAGAGACACAUGCAGUUCAUGUUCCCAGUUCUGUCGUCAGUUCAUAGAAAUUCACUGAAUUUAAACAUUGGGAAGUCUGAGGCCAAAUGUUUUUCUGGCAUCGAAAGCAGAAAAUGACAGAAAAAGUUUGGGAACCGCUGAUUUACGUCUCACCAGACUGGUGUAACUUCCCUCACAGGACAGCGCAAUGGACGGCUGAAAGUUUAGAUAAUCAGGUAAUGCUCUGGUUACUUCCUCCUAGCAGCUACAACAAACUUAACAUUAUUUGUGAAUUCUGUUAAGCUCAGGCCUGAUAGGCAUUUAUUAAACAUUUGCUAAAGCUUUGUAACUGUUUGUCUCCAUGUGGCAUAAAGAGUUUGUCAGAGUUCGGAUGAACUAGAGUGCUCACUGCUGGACAGCUGAGGAACGCUUCACUGCCAGAGGAAAGGUAACGUGACAUCAUAAGGCUGCUUCUGACUGAUCUGAGGGAUUUUUGUUGGAUUCAAAGGUCUAAAUUGCAGUUAUGAAAAGUGAUAUUGCAAUUUUUCCACCCCAUCUAACCUGUUGAAGGCUAUAUUAAGUCAAGAGAGGGGGCUAGACUCUGCACCUCUCAGAAACAACUCCUUGUAAGGAGCAGAGGGAUACACAUGCCCUGCCCUCUUUCCACGGCCAUGGCACCGUUAUUUAACAAGGUCAGAGAGUGGAAAAGCCAUAUGAGGUAAAACAGUGACACAGAGCCCUUUUCAGCGUAGGUUUACAGUAAAAUGAAAUAUUAGGCCAAUUCGAAGGACGGGACCUCGGCAAGCUAACAGGCUGCUCUGAGCGGGAUUCUUAGUGUUGACACAUGUAACCCUACUGUGUAUGUUUAAAACGAUUUGUAACAUUGAUAUGCAUCGUUAGGAACUGAUAAAUCAUUUGUUAAGUAUAUACUGAGCACAGAACAGAACAAACAUUGUGCAUAUAGGAAAUCAUCUUUAUUUUGAAAACCAGAGAAAGCGGGGGAACGAAACCCAACAGCGAUAUUUUAAAACUGUUUGCCAGCCAGGGAACUCGCCACAUAAUUCCCUACAAAAAACCCUGAUGAUUGUCAGAUAUUUUUUGCAAUACUUCUGCAUAUUCUGUUAAAAACUUGAGAAAAAAAAAACUCUUAAGUGUUGGCUCUUUCUUUGACUUCGAACUGCUACCUUUAACAUACAGCACUGUACAUUCUUAAGUCAAGGUGGACAUGUGGAAAACAACGUGUUCUGCUUAACGUCGGUGCAGUUUCCUACACAGGGAAAAGUAGAUUUUCGACAGUUUAUCAUGAUCCAAAAACCAGUUCUCUGAAAAAGUGAAUAAGAACACAGAUGGUCAACGCCUCAACGAGUAUGUAAGAAGAAUAAUUGUUGGAAAAGAAAAUCUGGAGCAAAUUUGUGAACGAAAUACUACCAAAGUAAUUUCUGUCUGAUUAUCACAUACUAACAAUCUGAAUGUAACCCUGACAUCUUUGAAAAUUACAUUUUAUAGCCCUCAUAGUUUUGGCUUGGCUCUAAUCUUCCUUAAGGCUAUCAAGUUGUUUUUACCAAAAUAGACUUAAUGCAGGACUAGUUUUACUCUCUCGUUUUGUGAGAUACUUUGAUUUCAUUUGAAAGGAAGGGCCACUUUAAUUUACAGUAACUCAAUCCAUGUCUGGGAAACUGGCCAAAUAUACAAGAGGAAAACAAUGUGUCAUAUGAAGAGAAAUGUGGUAAACUUAAUGUCCUUCUUCAGUGAACUCGACAUUUGCAACAAAGGUUCAUCUUUUAAGGCGACUACAGAUUCCAGAGCGGUAAGUGAAGUGCAAUGGGCUGUCAACUCAAAUCUUUUUUU
This is a messenger RNA of Seriola dumerili (greater amberjack), 3687 nucleotides long. It is a transcript of the gene inpp1, whose product is annotated as inositol polyphosphate-1-phosphatase. Bases 214 to 1353 code for a protein of 379 amino acids. Gene Ontology annotation, biological process: phosphatidylinositol phosphate biosynthetic process. The record is from RefSeq and is a predicted model, not a curated record. The transcript has 6 exons. Gene Ontology annotation, molecular function: inositol-1,4-bisphosphate 1-phosphatase activity. NCBI's taxonomy places the organism in Eukaryota, Metazoa, Chordata, Actinopteri, Carangiformes, Carangidae.